Maniola jurtina (meadow brown) is the source of this 3181-nucleotide messenger RNA. It is a transcript of the gene PGS1, whose product is annotated as CDP-diacylglycerol--glycerol-3-phosphate 3-phosphatidyltransferase, mitochondrial. Gene Ontology annotation, molecular function: CDP-diacylglycerol-glycerol-3-phosphate 3-phosphatidyltransferase activity. Gene Ontology annotation, biological process: cardiolipin biosynthetic process. NCBI's taxonomy places the organism in Eukaryota, Metazoa, Arthropoda, Insecta, Lepidoptera, Nymphalidae. Bases 130 to 1497 code for a protein of 455 amino acids. The record is from RefSeq and is a predicted model, not a curated record. The transcript is spliced from 7 exons. Gene Ontology annotation, cellular component: mitochondrion.
ACUUCGUAGCCGGUGCAGUGGUGCAGUGAAUAAAAUAUUGCCGAAAUAAAUAAUUGUUAAUUUUAUUCCUUCUAAGUUGAGUAAACGAUAUGGUUUAAGAGUCGCCACUAUUAAUUUCACAUCUCCAAAAUGACUUACCGCUUUAAACCAGCGGAACUGCAGCAUUUUAACUGGAUGUUUAACUUAGCGCCUUGCUUUCCUGUUAGUGCUUCUAAAAUAAAUAUUAUAAGUGAGCCGAGUAAGUUUUAUGAUGUACUUUGUGAGAGAUUUCGUAAUGCAAAACACAGGAUAUCCGUGGCUAGUUUAUACAUCGGUACAGGCGAUCUAGAGAAGAAUUUACUAAAGGUUACGGUGCAGAAAGUUAAGGUUACUAAAGAUUUGAAUUUCAAUGUUCUACUUGACUAUCAGCGAGGUACUCGAGGGCUGGUCAACUCGCAGACCUUGUUUCGGCAGUUCGUGAACGGAAUUUCUGAUAGAUGCCAUUUAUCGCUGUAUCAAACUCCAAGACUCCAUGGUGCUUGGUCUAAAGUCCUCCCAUCUCGCUACAAUGAGAUUGUAGGCCUCCAACAUAUGAAGUUGUAUAUCGCGGAUGAUUCUGUAAUAUUGAGCGGAGCAAACUGUUCUAAUGAUUACUUUAACCAACGGCAGGACAGAUACAUAGAGAUUAAGGAUGGUGAUCUAACAAAUUUUUAUUGUGAAAUAAUAGAUGAGAUAGUAAGAUAUAGCAAGCAAGAUGGCAAAGAUAGUGAAAUUAUAUCUAAAGAUAAGGAUGCGAUAGUAACUGAGCUUAGUCAAAAUAUUGUAAAUAUCAUAGACAGAUGGAAAGAUAGACAGACUGUAAAACUGUCAACACUGGACAAAACUGUAGAAAACGAUACAUGGGUGUUUCCAUUGUUACAAAUGGGAGAAUUCAAUGUAACUCAAGAUGAGCAGGCAACUAGCAGGAUACUUUCAUCCGCACCAAGAGGCUCUUUCCUUAGACUUGCAACUGGAUAUUUCAAUCUGACUGAGAAUUAUGCCAAAAUUCUACUCAAAGAUUGCAAAGCUAGUAUUAGUCUUCUGAUGGCGCAUCCAAAUGCUAAUGGCUUCAUGGGUGCGGCAGGACCAGCCGGUGGUAUUCCAUAUGCUUACUCUUUGAUAGCACAACAGUUUUGGCAGAAAGUAGUAGACUACAAUCAACCAAGCAGGGUACAGAUGCUGGAAUAUGAACGGAAAGGCUGGACGUUUCAUGCCAAGGGACUUUGGUACUAUCCGCCCGGCAGUGGGGUUCCGUGGAUGACGGUAGUAGGUUCAGCCAAUUUGGGCGAGCGGUCGGUGCGCAGGGACCUCGAGGCGCAGGCUGCUAUAUUUACAUCAUCACAUGACCUACAGAAUAGACUGCACAACGAAUGCUCUCGACUCCACGACUACGCAUCGGAAUGCAGCAGCGAUUUGCAGGAAAGACGAACACCUCUCUGGGUGCGAGCCACCGUGGGGCUGUUUAGAACUUACUUCUAGGCUAUUUGUACAAAUCAAACUUAAUUAAAAACGCUUAAUAGUGACAGUAUUAAGAGCAUCAAUGUUACCAUCGUGUUACCAUUUGAAAUCGAUAUAGGACCUACUUGAAUAUUAUGUUUCUUGAAAUUUUUGUACUUGAAACAAAAUAAGACAAAAGAAGCUCCAUCAUAAUACUCCGUAAGGGUGACCAAUCUACACUGAGCUAUGCUGUGCUAUGCUUUUUCGCUCCUAUUAGAUUAUAGUGAAGAUAUAAACCUAUUGCACUGCGCUUUUAAUGGCUGUGCUGUGUUUAAAACAAGCAAGAAUUACGCGAUACAUGUUGGCUAGUCAUUAAAUUACCCAUCUCGCUCAGUCUUCCAUCUAUUUCGCUUGCACUUGUGACCAUAUCGCGCUGUCGCUGUCGCACAGCACACAGCGCAGCUCAAGUUGUUUGUAGCAUAAACAGCACCAGUUAGGUUAGCUAAGAACAGCACAGCUCAAUGGCAAUUGGUCACCCUAAAGCGCUUUGCAGAUGGAGCAAUUUCAGUUGAACAAUUUCAGUUGAAUAAACUAUCAACUUUUUCAAUAUUUCCUUUAAAAGUUCCCAGUUGCUACAACCAAAUAGCCGGGUUUACGAUUGCCGCAAUUUUAUGGCAAUCUGUGAGCGACUUUAUAGCCGAGUUGCUUAAUCUACGUACAGUAUGACGACGGAUAUCGAAGAAGCAGCACUUGUACUCACUCUAUUACGUCAACGGCGUCAACAACGACAAAUUAUUUACAGCCGAUACAAAUUCGAUAAUUGCGAGUUGCACUAGCUUGGUUAUCAAUUGUAGCAACUGAUAACUGUUGUCGAUCACCAGAACUCGCAACUCGAAUUGCUACAUGUGCGCAGUUCCAUUGAGAUAUGUAAACAGCUAGUUGCCAGUUGCCGCAAUAGAUGUUCCAUCUGCAAAGCGCCUAAAAAGUGAUGCAUUUAACUUAUUUUUGUGACGUUCCAUUCGCCCUUCAACUGCGUGAAAAUAUGUGCUUUUAAAAUUACUUUGAGUGGAUGAAAUAAUGUAUUUUCAGGGUCCAUUUGUUAGUGAUAUUUUGUUAAUUAUUAAGUUUAAAAUAAUUUAUAGUAUAGUAUGUAAUACAAUAGAAUAUAAAUGUAUCCAGGAUCUUAGGGUCAACGCCGCAUAUGAACGUAGUGGCGCAGAGCUGAGUCUUCUUGAUAACAACUUAAAUUCUGCUUUAUUUACUUUGGCAUACAGUUGAAAUUGGUUUACUGAAAACAAAACGGAGGACGCAUGUCGCGUUUAGGUAGGCGGUUUUCUAGGUUAAGUCCUCAUUCGUACGAGAGCUUUUUUAACGUCUGUUAAAAAAGCGUUCAAAUAAAACGAAUGCAUUCCCAAGUAUCUGUUCACACGUCAACGCUUUUUUAAUUUUGUCACGCACUUUGUAUUGUCAGCGGAACGCCGGGUUUUAACGCAGCGCUUUUUUAACGCUCGUGCGAAUGAGGCCUGCUCGACUCGUUUCUCGCUAAGCGUCGGCGUUCAGACCACUGUCUUAAUUUGAGUUGUCAAGAAAGACGCCGCGCUCUGAUGGCUCGACUACAUCCUGGCGGUGUGCGAUGUGGCCUAUGUUAUAUUGAUUUUAAUUUAGAAUUCUUAACUGUUGAUCACAAUUAAUAUUUACCAAAGCAAAUAAAUUUUCAUGUGUUUAA